Molecule: messenger RNA, 1338 nt
Organism: Dictyostelium purpureum
Lineage: Eukaryota; Evosea; Eumycetozoa; Dictyosteliales; Dictyosteliaceae
Exons: 3
Coding region: 1-1245 (414 amino acids)
Cellular component (GO): endomembrane system
Molecular function (GO): acyltransferase activity
Source: RefSeq, a predicted model, not a curated record
AUGUCAGGUGCCACAAAAACAACACCAUCAUCACCAACCACUGGCACAAAAAAACCAAUUAAAAGAUAUUUACACAACUAUGGUAGAUACUCAAGUGUUUAUAAAAAUAGUUUUGCCCUUUGGGCCGAAAAAUGGUAUAGAAGAAGUAUUUCAAUUUCAUUGAUUUCAAUUGUUCUUGUUGUUUUGACCAUUUUAUUCCCAGUAUUAGCAAUUGUUGCAUUGGCAUUCGAUAUGUAUCAUUAUAAACGUCGUAAAGGUUUAAAUUAUGUCAGAAUUUUAUCAUUUUUUGAAUCUUAUCUUUUAAUCGAAGCCAUUGCCUUAUUUUCAACAUUUUUAAUUUAUGCACUUUAUAUGGUCUCUUUAGUAUUUGCAUCUGACCCAGAACAAAAACGUUAUUUCCGUUGGAAUUACUGGUAUCAAAGUUGGUGGGGCGGUAAAAUGCUUUUUGGUUGGAGUACUUCAUUAUUAGGUAUCCAAGUAGAACUUGAAAUUGAUGGCAAUGUUAAAGAGAAGUUUGUUGCUCCAUACAAUGGUAACAUUAAACAAAGAAUUGCUGAUUCUCUUGGUGUUGGUCCAAAAAUUGUUUUCUCAAGACAUGCUAGUUUUGCAGAUACCCUUGUUCCACAAGGUAUUUUCUCACAAUUUUAUCAUAUGAGAUACAUUGUUAAAAAAGAAUUACUUUGGGAUCCAGCUCUUGAUGUAUCAGGUUCAAGAACUCCAAACUUUUUCCUUUUCAGAGAUGCUGGCACAGAUGGUAUGGAUGUUGAAAUGGAUGCAAUUAGAUCUAUGGUUUCAGAUUUCAAGCCAAGUGAACCAGAUGUUACUUGCAUUUGGCCAGAAGGUACUAGAUUCUCAAAAUCAAAGAGAGAAAAGGUUUUAGAAAGUUUCAAAAAGAAAAAUGACACUAAAAAUUAUCAAUUGGCUUCAAAUUUAAAACAUACUUUGUUACCAAGAGUUGGUGGUGUUUUAGCUUUAUUAGAAUCAAACCCAUGUGGUGAUAUUCUUUUCUGUUAUCAUUUUGGUAUGGAGGCUUCAUCCAAUUUCUCACAAAUGAUGAAUGGCGAAUUAUGUAAUAGAGUUGUAAAAAUUAAAUUUGAACAAAUUAAAUAUAAAGAUAUUCCAAAAACAAAACAAGAAAGAAUUGAUUGGUUACUUAAUAAAUGGGUUGAUAUUGAUAAAUGGGUUGCCAAACAAGAUGAACUUUAUCAUGCCGAAAAAGGAACAUUAAAACCAAAGAAAAAUUAAAUCAUCAAAUUAUUAGAAAAAAUUAAAAUUAAACCAUAUUAUCAUAAAUUAUAAUAAUAAAAAAAAAAAACAAUUAUAUUUUUUUUUUCCACC